CUGACAGGUCAAUACGCAUCAGGUGCGGAGAAGAGUGUAGGGGCUGUCCUGGUCCCCCGGAAGUCAAGCCCGGCCUCUGUCGGCAUCUCAGGAAUCCGACCUGUUGGUAGCGUUCCUUGCCAACACCACAUCAUAGCAUUUGAGGCUACCAAAGCACUCCUUGAAGCUAUUCGAAUCGACGGAGGGAAAGCAUCGAAACACGAUCGCCGCGUUCAGAGAUACAGAGCUUACAGACAACACGUCCAUGUCUUCAGGGCCCGAAGGAAAUCCCUCCAGCGCCGCGCGAAGAGGUCGACCACGACGGCAGUACAAGUGUGCGCACUGCGCGAAAGCCUUCAAGCGCAGCGAGCAUUGCAUUCGGCACGAGAGAACCCAUACACACGAGAAGCCCUACGUGUGUCGAUACUGUCACAAGUCAUAUGCGAGGAAGGACCUCGUAACGAGACACGAGCGCACACUUCAUGCGAAGGAACAAGCAAGAGAAAAGAUUGGGGAUGUGGUGACAGUGGCAUGCGCGUCACUGGCGCAAGCGACAGCUUUUUCGCCGUCGAGAGGCAAUGACUACAUGAACGUAGAUCAAGACGACGACGAAAGAUCUGGCCAAGAAUCUCCAGACUCGCGGUCGCCAGACGAAGGCGCCGCUUCUUCCACAACAUCACCAUGUUCCAGUCAAGCGCACCGUGCCAGUUCUCGACGGAAGUCAUCCUCCCGGCGGACAGCCGAUCCUGAUAUCGAACUAGAACAAAUGUUGAUGUCUUUUCAGCCAUUGACUGAUCAAUCCUUCGAGGUGCGUAGGGAUCCAAGAGCCACCGAAAGUCGACCCGCAGAUAUCUUCCAGCAUGGUACUCAACGGGAGGGAAAUUUGCUGCCUCUUCACUACUUUCACGACGUCGAUCCAGUUGAAGAGUUGCCACCUUUAGAUCCAGCCUUAUUCAUGGACAUGGAUUUUCCUUUCGAAAAUAUUGCCAUGGACGUACCGAGUAAAUAUCCAGCAGAAAACGGACAUGAGACCGGGGCUUCAGGGGAACAACCCCCGCGUCAUCCACAACACCCACCAGAGGGAAUUGAUGCUGCUGGUCCGUCCAUGAACGCAACCGAAAAUAAUGAGUUGUUUUCACCGAAUACGCUGGCCCACCUCGGCAUGAGCACAUUUAACCUAUCGCCCUUAGCAAGCAACACCGCCGAGCAGAGAGAUGAUCGCAGACAAACCUUACGCCAUCCCAACACUGCGGACCUUUCAAGCGGAGGUCCCCCUAGAUGGGCUAGCUGCCACACAUCGCCGGGUGGCAGCGAUCUCCCUUCUUUACUCGAGGACGGGCGUCAACAAUAUCCGACCGUCACCUUUGAUGAAGACACGCACAUGUCUCUUCGCAAAGACACAUCAUCGCGGGUGAAGUUAUCAACUGUGGACUUUCAGCUGCCCACUGCCAAAACAUUACAAGGCUUCUUAUCUGCUUACAUGACGAGUUUUCAUAGCCAUUUCCCGAUCAUUCAUAUGCAAACCUUCGAUUUAGCGCACACUCCAGGCCCGUUGGUGCUUUCGAUUUGUUCCAUCGGCGCUCUUUACCGCCUGGACCGUCGUCGGGCGCGUCAUCUCUAUGACUUGGCGAUCCGCAGUGUGGAACAGGUGCCUCAACCAACCAAGGAUGAUUCCAAAUCCAUGGUAAAGGAUUACUUUCUUUGGUUCGUGCAGGCGAAAAUCCUUCUCAGCUUUUAUGCAGUCAUGAGCGGGGAGAAGGAUCUAGUCGAUGCAACGAUGAAAGACAAUGGCUUCUACACUUUGGUCUAUAACAAGGCUCGAAUUACGGUAGAAAACACUCAAACAGAAUCAUCCGAGAUGACAUGGCACACAUGGAUCGAGCUCGAGUCAUGGAAACGCGCGCUAGGGGGCAUCUUCAUAGAGAGUACCCUCACUAUGGUGAUCUACGACGUCAACCCUGGAUUUCAUGCGACCCAAGAUCUGGACAUUGAAACAUAUCAAGAUGAAAAGAUGUGGAACGCAAGGUCACCUGCAGAAUGGCGAGAGCUCCGCACGGCUGCCUCAAAAAGCUCACCAAACAGCCGUCGGCACACGAUAAAGGACGUUCUCGUUGACAUACUACUGGAAGGGAAGUAUCAUGCCGAUACAAUACCGUACCAUGUCUCGUCUUUCACCGCACUUGUUCUGACCCAUGCGAUUGUGGUUCAUAUGUGGCAGAGAUUACAAAUCUGCCAGGCCCUCGCUUCAACAUGUUCGAUGGCAACGACAGGCAAUGGUGAUGACCAAGACCCACUCAGAGCUUCGCUUCUUAACGGAGCCAUGCAGUCGCUGGCUCGGUGUGGUGCUUUUCUCAAAGGCGUUAGCAGUGAGUUGCGUCAGCCACGUCCGGAAGAAGACGAGAAGGAUAGGGAGCUCUCACUUGUCUUCAAUUGCCAGGCAGUCUUACGUAUUGCUUACACCAGAAUGUCGAAAAUCGCCACCACUCCCUGUCGAAUCAGCCUGUUGAACCUCGAAGACAGGGACAUUGAGUCAUGCGUGUCAUCAUUCGUCAAAGGCAGGAUGGAACGAAGCUCCCAUCUCCUUGAGAUGGUAUCAAAGUCCUUUGAAGGAAUGGUUGUCCCAGUCAAGAUGGGGCAUCUUCUGGUCCGGAAGACUGCUGCUUUCCGAUGGAGUAUCGAGCACGCUGUAGCAGGGUGGACUGGUGGUCUUCUUGUGUCGAAAUGGGCCCAGUCCAUGGAACAGGACAUGGUAGUUGGGGUACAACCAAGCCAAAGCGAGCUGGAACUACUGACUUUGAUCCGAGAGACUUUAGAUGAGGCUGAGUGCGACAUCGGCGAGGGACAUGCCCUCGCCGCCGGGAUCGCCAGGACAUGGGGCUGGUUUCUAAAAGAUGUCUGGGUAUGGGGCAUAACGCCACGGAUGGGAGGAGUACUGAAUCAACUGGCCGAUGCGUAUCAGGACGCAUAUGAUGCCAACCGCCGCACCUCUACCGGCUCGCCAUACAACGUAGAAAAGACGGGUCUAAGGGUACAUCAAACAUCUAUGUUGCAGAACGUGUUUUGCUAGUAGUCAAAUACGUCAAGCGGCUGUAAUGUUGAGCCAGAAGGCACAACUCAAACUUAUUUCCCGCAGGCUAAGACAGUAGACAGAAUAUCUAGGGAGCUAUACGCGUUAUGAAAGAGGAAAAGACAGGAGCCGUGAGUUAAUCACUAAGGCGCCAGGAACUGCGAGGUCGGAGUUGAUCAUUCUCUCGUGGGGAAUCGCUAGGCGCAAGGGAGAGCAGCGUGCUGAAGCCUUCCUAAGUAAGGUACCUUGAUAGGUCGCAAAGUAGCGAGUUGGAAAGAAUGAGUUUCUACGUAAA
This is a messenger RNA of Colletotrichum phormii, 3341 nucleotides long. RefSeq lists its product as uncharacterized. The coding region runs from base 245 to 3046 and encodes 933 amino acids. The transcript has 5 exons. Gene Ontology annotation, cellular component: chromatin. Gene Ontology annotation, molecular function: RNA polymerase II cis-regulatory region sequence-specific DNA binding; zinc ion binding; DNA-binding transcription factor activity, RNA polymerase II-specific. Lineage: Eukaryota; Fungi; Ascomycota; Sordariomycetes; Glomerellales; Glomerellaceae. Gene Ontology annotation, biological process: regulation of transcription by RNA polymerase II; DNA-templated transcription. The record is from RefSeq and is a predicted model, not a curated record.